AUGAAUUUCAUGGUUUUGGAGUAUUUUGGGGAAUGGGGUCGGGGUGUGAGCGCAGCCUCAGAACUCGCCUUCAUAAAGGAACCCAAUGACGUCAUCGCGGUGAGAGAUCGCCCGCUAAUGCUGGACUGUCAGGUGGAGGGGGAGGGGCCUAUCUCAAUCACCUGGAGGAGGAACGGCGUCCCCGUUGAGACCGGACGCAGAGCCGCCGUGCUGGCCAACGGAACGUUGCUCAUCCGGAACUUCUCCAAGAGACGCGAGAGCAACGAGACUGACGCGGGCGAAUACGACUGCGCCGCACAGAACCGUUACGGCAUGUUGAUUAGCCGCAAGGCUCGAGUCCAGCUAGCAUCUCUGCCCAAGUUCCUGUCCCACCCGCAGUCCGUGACUGUAGACGAAGGGGGCGUGGCCAGACUCACCUGUCAGGUAAACGGGAUCCCUGAGGCCAACAUCACCUGGCAACGAGACCGACGCCCACUGACCACGGACGACCCCAGAUACACCCUGCUGCCACACGGUGUCCUACAAAUCACCAGUGUUCAGCGAACAGACGCGGGUUUGUUUCGCUGCAUGGCCUCAAACAUGGCCAACACUCGAUACAGUGACGAGGCCCAGCUGUCAGUCACAGUGGCAGGAUCCAGGAUCUACCGUGAGCCCGUGAUCUUGUCUGGACCUCAGAACCUCACCAUCACUGUGCACCAGACGGCCAUCUUGGAGUGCAUCGCCACAGGAAACCCCCGUCCAAUCGUGUCCUGGAGUCGCCUAGAUGGACGCUCCAUCGGCGUGGAGGGGAUCCAGGUCCUGGGAACAGGAAACCUGAUGAUCUCUGAUGCCACUCUUCAACAUUCUGGAGUUUACGUUUGUUCUGCCAACAGACCGGGCAGCCGUGCCAGGAGGACGGCACUGGGACGACUGGUGGUGCAAGCUCCUCCAGAGUUUGUGCAGUGGCCGCAGUCUGUCUCCAGACCAACAGGGGGCAGUGCUGUGUUCAGCUGCACAGCCACAGGCGUCCCUGAACCUCACCUCAUCUGGCUGAAGAACGGCAAACUGCUGACACCUAGUGGAAAUGUCAAACUCACCAACGCCAACACGACACUCGCCAUCACUCGCAUCACAGCCAACGACGAGGCCAUCUACCAGUGCAUCGCUGAAAACAGCGCCGGCACCAACCAGGCCAGCGCUCGACUGGCCAUCAGCCAGGGGCCCGAGCUACCCGAGGCCCCGGAAGGCGUCCGGGCCACGCCCCUCAGCUUCAGCAGCCUACGACUGAGCUGGGACACACCCACAGAGAGCGGUGGCCAGCAUAUUAUCGGAUAUGUCCUGCACAUAAGACGACUGGGAGAGCCUGACAGUGCGGAGCUGCAGGAGGCGGUCAGUAAAUCCACCUUCUCACACGACUUCAACAACCUGGAGGCAGCGACCACGUACUCCAUCUACCUGAAGGCCUACUCUGCUGAGGGUGGCAGUCGGAGCUCCGCCCCCGUCAUCACAACCACCAAGGGAGGAGUGCCGACUCCUCCCAGUUUCUUCACCAAGGUUCUGAACCAGACAGCGAUGCAGGUUUACUGGGACCUUCCCUCUAAACCGGGACAGCUGGAAGGCUUCCGACUGGAAUACCGUGGCGUUUCCAACCCCAACAUCCAGGGACAGGAAACGUUUCCGGGACACAUCAACACACACACCAUCUCCCACCUGGAACCCGCCACUGUCUACGAGAUCCUGCUGGUGGCGUUCAACGGAAACGGAGACAGUGUGUCCAACCGCCGUCUGGUGUCUCUGGCAGACCAAGGGAAGAGCGCAGCAGCUGGUGCCACUUGUAACUGUAACCAGUCGGAUGGUUCGAUGUCCACUGUCCUGGUGGGCGUUCACAGUGGUCUGGCCUGCAUCCUGUGCUGCCUGCUCUUCAUCCUGCUGGGCUACAGACGAAGCUUGUUCUGUAGAAAAGCAGCAAACUGGGAGGCUCCGCCCAUUAAUGGUGUCAGAGGUCAUAAAGGUCAUGUAUCUGAGAGCAUCGAACUGAACCAGAGAUGUGACUCCGCCCCUCCUCCUGUGAUGGUCAUGGUGGAGCCGAACUCGCCUGUCCAAUCAGGCACUGGAUAAACCCUCAGAGCUCCGCCUCCUCCCCCGCCCC
Cynoglossus semilaevis (tongue sole) is the source of this 2128-nucleotide messenger RNA. RefSeq names its product immunoglobulin superfamily DCC subclass member 3. The transcript has 14 exons. Gene Ontology annotation, biological process: cell-cell adhesion. Gene Ontology annotation, molecular function: protein binding. The record is from RefSeq and is a predicted model, not a curated record. NCBI's taxonomy places the organism in Eukaryota, Metazoa, Chordata, Actinopteri, Pleuronectiformes, Cynoglossidae. The coding region runs from base 1 to 2097 and encodes 698 amino acids.